UAAAGCUUCUGAACAUUUCUCCGCUGCGAAUUAUUAUCUUGCCUGCGCACGUGACGGCAGCAGCUCUCGACAACAAUCGUAUAAAAGGAGAGCCGCCGUGAUCAUUCGGCACAGCAGCUCAGUCCCCUCUUCCCACCAGACACAAGCCGAUUCGAUCAGGCCGACGACGCGGUCAGCGAGCGGGGGGAGCGAUGGAAGCCGAGGCCUUCCCGAUACGGUUCACGAAGGGCAUCAGGUCCUACUGGCGCCGGCGCGACUACAAGCCCGCCGACGGCACCGGCGCGGCGGCGUCCCGCGGCAGGCGCCGGCACAGGCUGGUGCGGCUCGGGGAUGGCAGCGGCAGCGGGCCCAGGCCGUGGGCCGUGCGUCUCGGCGGCAUGUUCCGGGUGAAGCGCCGCCGCGGCAGGGCGCCGGCGCCGGCCCCGGCCCCGGCCCCGGCCGUGGCCAAGGCGCCCAUGCGCGUGCUCGGCCGGAUCCGGGACGCCUACGUGGACGUGAUGCUGGGCGCCGCCAAGACGCAGCCGGCCGCGGCGCGUGCGCUGCCCACCGCGGCCGACGCGCUGUGGCAGAAGCGGGUGCCCACGCGUCGCUCCAGCAGCAAGGCGCAGCAGAAGGCCGACGAGCUCGGGCAGAGGCUCAUCAUGGAGAUGUACAAGUCCGUGCUCGCGUCCAGGAGCAUCUCCGGCAUGCUCCAUGCGUCCGUGGCGCGGUAGCGUGAAUCUGCAGUGGACGUGUCGCGAGCGCGGCCCAGGAAGAAGUCUUCCGCAUUCCUUUUGCUUCUGGUUAACCUCUGUAGUCUGUACAUGUUACGUUUUGCCUGUACACCAUCCUAAAGCAUGGGGUUGCUAUGCUGAAGUUCUCCAAUUCCUGGUAACUGUAGCAAUCAUGCAACCGCUUCAAAAGCUCUGUAAUUACACUCCUUAUUUUUUGGAACAUUUUAAUUCUCGCAA
This is a messenger RNA of Panicum hallii, 950 nucleotides long. RefSeq lists its product as uncharacterized. The coding region runs from base 192 to 713 and encodes 173 amino acids. The transcript has a single exon. The record is from RefSeq and is a predicted model, not a curated record. NCBI's taxonomy places the organism in Eukaryota, Viridiplantae, Streptophyta, Magnoliopsida, Poales, Poaceae.